This is a messenger RNA of Aureobasidium musti, 1146 nucleotides long. The record is from the annotation of a GenBank genome assembly. Lineage: Eukaryota; Fungi; Ascomycota; Dothideomycetes; Dothideales; Saccotheciaceae.
AUGCCACCAACUCGAAAGGCCCAUCACAAAUCACGAAAUGGUUGUAACCAAUGCAAANAGAGACACGUAAAGUGUGAUGAAGUGCGGCCAACUUGUGGGAACUGCGUGAAACGAGAUGCAACUUGCAGUUUCUCUUCGAAUGACCAAAGCCCUUCCACUGGCCAUGAGGACCGAGACACGCCAACAAAUGUUGUCGAAUCGCAACACAAGAUUCUCUCACGAGCCGAAGAGAUGGAUCUGAUGCACUUCUUCACAACCACUACCAUUAAAACUGUCUGUCAUGAUCCCAAAGACUGGCAUAUGUGGGAACACAGUAUCCCUCAGCUGGCCUUUCAGCACGAGUAUUUGCUUGACAUCCUGCUAGCAUUGGCUUGCGUGCACCGUUCUAAGCUUCAUCCAAUCAAUGCUAAAUUUUGGGUUCGAUGUGCUAUCGAGUAUCAGAACCGAGCGUUGCCGAUUUUCUUCAAGGUACUCGGCGAUGUGAACGAUGAAACCUGCCACGCUGCUUUUGCAUUAGGUACAGCAAUGCUGUAUCUGACCAUGCUAGAGCCUCUCAAAUACGGCCCCAUGACCCCGUUCUUCAAACCCAAAACCAUUACAUGGGAGUACGACCCAGAAAUUCGAGAGUCUUUCCAUGACAGGAUCACCCAACUCUACGACGUAGUUGCUGGAAGUCCCGAUGAGAAAACCUACAACGAAACCAUUGCUCUUCUACUAAGACAAUUUUACGACUCGCCAUUCGCCGUUAUGGCCUUUUCAUUACUCGUUGGGCCAGACUUCUUCCAGCUUGUUUGUCAGCGCGAGCCUCUGGCCGUGCUGAUUUACAUCUAUUGCGGUGUCUUGUUCACCAAUAUCAAUGAAUGGUGGUGUGACGGUCUGGGGAAGCGUAUCGUUGAUGAUUUGACAAUACCUUCAGAAGUGCUGGAGAGCAGCCCAAAGAUUGCAUCUGCUCUUUUAUGGGCCAAGCAGCAAGCCAGCAAGUCUACAGAGUCAAACAAAGUCCUGUUUUGGCGAAUAUUCCCUAACGAACGCGUCGAGGACUUGCUGCACCCAGACGACAACCUACAUAGUCUGCGUUCGAACAACGCCUCCGCGGUAACGACGCCUGAUACUGGCCGACCAAGAAACGGCAGUGUGAGAGACUAA